This is a messenger RNA of Pocillopora damicornis (cauliflower coral), 1488 nucleotides long. RefSeq lists its product as uncharacterized. NCBI's taxonomy places the organism in Eukaryota, Metazoa, Cnidaria, Anthozoa, Scleractinia, Pocilloporidae. Gene Ontology annotation, cellular component: cell surface; plasma membrane. The record is from RefSeq and is a predicted model, not a curated record. Gene Ontology annotation, biological process: regulation of natural killer cell mediated cytotoxicity. Gene Ontology annotation, molecular function: signaling receptor activity.
AUGGCGACCGAAGAUAAAAUUCGUCAGAAGGAAUGUAACUUUACAACCAAAAAAGUGGUAGGUUUGUUUACAGCCACACAGGCAUGGUACCCAGGAUCUGAUCACUACUGGCCACUAAACGAAAUAAGAUACAACCAAGUGUAUGAUCACAGGUACUUUAACGGAUGGUGGAAUGGGUAUAUCAGAGGUAAUGCCGAGAUCACAUGGUCUUCACCUCAAAUCGGCCUAGAUCUAUAUGGUCCAGAUACAUGGAUCGACUUUGGUGCUAGAUACAACUCCUGUUAUGUGGACGUGAAAUAUUGCAACCAAACUGGUUUUAGCGUUGCAUUUUGGGUAGCUUUCCAAGAGUCUUCGACUUCGCACGGUUUAAUCGAAUUUGGAAGUGGUGAUUGCGGGCUCAGCUUCGCCCGAACACCUGAAAAUGAGAUAAAUGCAACAAUUAAAAGCAUGGAAUUAAACACCACUUGGAGUUUGCAAAGCGUAAAUGCAAGUGUUCGUCACGGAAUGUGGCACCAUCUGGCACUGACCUGGAACGCUUCUGGUGAAGCACAUCUUUUUAUCAAUGGCACAAGAUUGAACAAUGUAACCAAGCUCACAAUUUCUCAUGUCUCCUGUUCUCACUCAAAUUGCACGUGUGAUUGGUCAAUGAAAGCCGGUAACGUGCCAACUUUCCGCAACUCAAGUACCCAAUCAUAUCCGUCCUUGUUGCUCGCCAGGCUGGUUUUAUGGCAUUAUGCUGUUAAUAAUGAAACAGUUCUCGAUUCAUCGCGAGGUGUACAAGGAUUAUUUCUCUCGAACAGAGGGUGCUACGGCGGUUGGAUUGCUAACUUACAAUUUUGCUACUACAUCCCACCUAACUCUGAAAAGACGUGGUACGAGGCGAGGGAAAGUUGUGUUAAAAAAUAUCGAGGAAAUCUAGUCAGCAUUGGGAGCUUAGAGGAAGACAAUUUCUUGGAGGAUGUGCUGCUGCAGACUGGAAAUGUGCCAAGUUGUAUGUACAUUGGAUUGCAGACUGGUCGUGUAGGCUUAACACCGUCUUGGGUAGAUGGCAACUUUUGGAACUUCUCAAAACUCAGCACCAAGUACGACCUGGAAAACAGCACUGAUUUGUGCGCAUACCGAGGCUCGGAUGGUUUGUGGCAUCUGUCCAACUGCAGCAAGAAAUGUCGCUUUAUCUGUAAGAGAUAUAGAGGUGGCUUAUUCAAAAACGCCGAAUUUCGUUGUCGAGAGAGAAGAUACAACCGCCAGCUCGUAGGACACCGCUUGUCCAUACGAUGGGUGCUGAAUGAGCUGGAUUGUGCAAUGGACUGCUUGAUUUAUGGCUCAACAUGUGCAUCAUACAACUAUAAACAAAACGACUCGUCUUCAAGUAAGCAAAAUAUCUGCGAGCUUAACGACGCAAAUCAGCACAAAAAUCCCGCGAGUCUGAUCUACAGUAGAGGCUUUCAGUACUGCGAAAGAGUGUCGUAAGAUCUCUUCAUGUCGUGU